Pectinophora gossypiella (pink bollworm) is the source of this 3581-nucleotide messenger RNA. RefSeq names its product 1-acyl-sn-glycerol-3-phosphate acyltransferase gamma-like. Bases 499 to 1653 code for a protein of 384 amino acids. The transcript has 9 exons. Gene Ontology annotation, molecular function: 1-acylglycerol-3-phosphate O-acyltransferase activity. NCBI's taxonomy places the organism in Eukaryota, Metazoa, Arthropoda, Insecta, Lepidoptera, Gelechiidae. The record is from RefSeq and is a predicted model, not a curated record. Gene Ontology annotation, cellular component: endomembrane system.
GCGAUUGAUCGAUAUAAAAAAAUAAUAAUUUUGAUCAGUAACAUAAAACUCAUAAAUUAUUAUAACUAUUUCCAACUUUUAAUAGGUAUCAUUAACGGUAUCAAGAGAACGUCACUCACUGCAAACGCUUUUGGUAACAAAUUGUAACUUUUUUUAAUUUGUAUACUGCCGUCACGUUUGACGGGCGGACGGAUUGGAGAACGAGACGAGACGAACCGCCACCCACAGAUCUCGUUUUGUGCGGACACAUCACAUUCGUUCUUCUUCUAAUGAAAAGAAUAAGGCAGAAUUUGUAAAUUGCAAUGCAAAUUCCAGUGUCUAUUUAUAUUACGUUUUUCCAUAAACUUAUGUAAAUGAUUAUAUUCAGAGAGUCCAUUUAAAUUUACGGGAUUAAUGUGUUAUCUGAAGAUAAUAUUUCUGCUGUAAUCUUUGCCUGUAACUUUUCUUGUCGGAUAACUUAUUCCGCGUUUAAUGACUGCUAGCACAAGCUGACACAAAAUGAUUUCCUUAAGUAUUUUGAAGCAAUCGACUAUCAUACACUUAUGUUUCGCUAUAUCCUACUUCACAUCUGGUUUGAUUUUAAGUUUGAUACAAGGCAUUUUAUACUUUGGACUGAAGCCAUUCGAUAAAACAUUGUACAGGAAGAUUAACUACUAUCUUUCAUAUUCCUUUUACUGUCAAUUAGUAUUCAUGUCAGAAUGGUGGUCAGGUACGAAAUUGUGUAUCUAUGUUAAAAAGGAUGAAUAUGAGAAAUUCUAUGGCAAAGAGCAUGGCUAUCUACUCAUGAACCAUAGCUACGAGAUAGACUGGCUCAUGGGCUGGCACUUUUGUGACGGCAUCCAAGUUCUUGGGAACUGCAAAGCGUACGCAAAGAAAUCAAUUCAGUACCUGCCGCCUAUAGGAUGGAUGUGGAAAUUUUCUGAGUUUGUAUUUUUAGAGAGGUCUUUCGAAAAGGAUAAGGAAAUAAUUAAGAAGCAGAUAUCAGAAAUAUGUGACUAUCCGGAUCCUGUCUGGCUACUACUAACGCCAGAAGGAACGCGUUUUACCCCAAAGAAACAUGAAGCUUCCUUGAAGUUUGCUAAGGAAAAGAAUCUUCCGUUAUUAAAACACCACCUUACUCCUAGGACUAGAGGGUUCACCACCAGUUUACAGUACUUUAGAGACAAAAUUCCCGCUAUAUACAAUAUACAGUUGGCAUUUGAAAAGGAUGCUAAGACUCCGCCUACUCUGACCAGCCUUCUGUUUGGUAAACCGGUGCAUGCGCAUCUCUACAUCGAACGGAUUCCUGUCAGCACGGUGCCUAAAGACGAAGCCGAAGCGUCGAAGUGGCUGCAUGACAUCUUCGUGGUUAAGGAUAAAAUGCAAGACUCGUUCCUGAACACGGGUGACUUUUUCUCUCAGUCGGGAGUGGAGAGAGUGGAGCCGUUCUACGUGCCGCCCAGAAUCUACUCGCUGCUGAACACUCUGGGGUGGGCAGUGGUCACUCUGACGCCCAUGCUGCACUACCUGCUCGGUCUACUACUCAGUGGAAAGCUGCUCUACUUCUCGUUUGGCUGCGUCAUUUUAGCUGCCUUCUACUUCCUCCUGCAGAAGUCCAUCGGAAUGUCAAAGAUCAGUCAAGGCUCUUCAUAUGGGACUGAGAACAAAAAAUAAUAUUUGUAUUUGUUACAGUAUUUAUGUGUAAUGUAUGUAUAGCUUCUAACACAACAAAAUAAGUUCUUUGUACGAAUCAUGUUUAUGUUAUGUUAAUCAGUGUUAUUUGGAAGACAGGUACUUGAAAGGGACAUAUAUUUUUCAUAGUGUUUUGAUAAAUAUAGAAGUAAUUAUUCCUUUGGUUUGUGUAAAGUGUUGUGGGCGUUCAAAGCGUGAUAAAUUAAAGCCAGACCAGAAAAAAUAUAAUGUGGUCGCUACAAUUGUGUCAUUGGAUUGUUUUGACAUGUGGCCGUCUAUCGGAGUUUUGGUCUGCCUUUGAAAAAUAUGAAACGAAAUAGGAUAUUAUUAUUGUUCUGCAAAUGGUUUUGACAAAAUUACUGUUACCAAGUAAGCAAAUUAUACAAGAUCUAAUUUGUGAUAGAUUGAUAUACCGUUUUGUGUAGUUAAUUUAUUGUUCUCUAGUGUAAGAGAGGUUUUUUUAUUAUUGUAAAUUGUAGUAAUCUGCGUGAAGAUAUUAUACUUGAAGACCAGGAAAUAUAAUAUUUAUUUAUUUCUUUGCAAAAUUGUGUUCUGCUAAAGGAUAAUAUAUCACACUCAUCUGUAUAUAUUCUUUAUGGGUACUUAUUUGUACCAAAAUGUUAAAAUAUACAGAAUAAAAUGUGGUUAUUUGGUCCUUAAGACUUUGUAUGAACACGUUUUAUUUGUUAUUUAUUAAUUUACAAAAUUAUAAAUAUAUUCUAUUUGAUUUGUAAAAAUCCACACAGAUGUAAAGCAAACUUUCAAAAGUGUAAUGUUAUCUAAAAAAGUUAACUAGCACAAAUUCAAAACAGAAUUGCCAAUAUCACUCCAUCGCUCAAUCUUUCUGUAGCACAAACAUAUUUUAACUGUAUUAUUUAGGUAUUUGUUGAAGAUUGAUUGAAAUUCAACUGCACUAUCCAUACUCAAUACUAAUUUUCUUUGCAUUUAAAAUAUAUAUUCUCUCGUAAUAAAUGAGAAAUGAAGAUGCAAAGCAUUUACUUUAAAGGUGGUGGGUAUGAGCUAAUGUAACUAGCCUGCUGAAUAGAUUCGAGAAAUACUCAGAUAUCAACGAAGAUGUGAUUUCGAAAUAUUAUAGAGAAGGCACAAAACUUAUUUUUAUUUUGUGUGCAAUGAUUCAUAUUUUUUAAGACUAAUGCUAAAUUUUAAGAAUAUUUUAUGUAACGAAGCAAGUUUUGAAAUUAUUUUAUAAGGUGACUAAAAUCAGGACAAUUUCCCCAACAUAGAGAAAAAUAAGAAAUUUUCUUUUUACUUUAAAAUGUGCCAAUGCAAUCGUCCACCAUUUUUGUAAAACUUAUUCCAUAACAAGUCUAAGGCUCUAUACAUUAUAGUCUAAAAGCAUAAUUCAGAAAGCGCUCAUGUAUUUUUGCUUGUUUAAUUAAAUUAGUAGAAACAGAGCUAAAAUUGUCGGAAGAAAAUUAUUUGUAAAGCGUCCUGUAGAUACGUACAUUUGUUGAAACUCAUUUUAUAGCUCUUUCCGGACUGUACAGACAGUGACUUGUGAAUAAAUCAUUGUAUGUACACCAAGUCUUUUAUCUUACAGUAUUUUUAAACAAUAUAAUCUAUACACUGCAAGUACAACUACAUUUGUUUUCUAAAUUCUUUACAAAUAUAGUUUUGAUAUGUCCAUUGUACUUUGAUUGACGAUGUGAAACAAGUUAAUUGUUUGAAAUACCUAUGUAUAGGUACGCUGUUGCCACAAUUUAUUGAUUAGGACUCGAUUGUUGUUCUGGAAUAGAUAUUUUAACUUUGUAUGUCUUUUAAAUAUAAAUAAUUUGUAACUUGUAAUAUUUCUGUAGGAAAUUGGUAAUGUUGUAAAACAUUAUGUUACAGACUCCGAAAUGCCCUUGGCAUGAAUGUAAACACCAACAAUAAACUAUGUUCUCCAAAAA